This is a messenger RNA of Vigna unguiculata (cowpea), 2146 nucleotides long. RefSeq names its product putative amino acid permease 7. The record is from RefSeq and is a predicted model, not a curated record. Lineage: Eukaryota; Viridiplantae; Streptophyta; Magnoliopsida; Fabales; Fabaceae.
UUGUCUAUGGUGAAACAACAAGGCAAAAACCUCAAACCACAAACACAACUCGUGUACGGCUCUCAUAGUAUGGGACCAUCUUCAAUAAAACAACCCCAAUAACCAUAAGAGAAAAAAAAAAAACAACCUUUUUUAUUUGGUUGACAAGUAUCAUCUAUCUUGAUCUGGCCUUGCCUUUGUUGAGUGCAGUUUUUUUGUCUCAAUGCUUCAUUCCCAAAUGAAAUUUUGACCCUUUUGCACAGUCCAUUCUGUCGAACAACACAGCAAGAGAAAAAUCAAAUUUUUUUCCCUCUCGCUGCUUUCUAUUCUAUAUAAGGUCAUAUCCCAGGAAUUGACCAGAUGGAGAAUGAGGCACAUAGCAUGUCAUCUGAUAUAGGAAUAGGUGUGAAUGAGAAGAUGGUUGAGGCACUUGAGUCAAGUGACAACAUCCCACUGUUGCUCACCAAUUCUGGCUCUCUCAAAAGGACAGGGACGGUGUGGACAGCAGUGGCACACAUAGUGACUGGGGUGAUAGGAUCCGGAGUGCUGUCUCUGCCGUGGAGCACUGCACAGCUUGGUUGGCUUGCAGGACCACUCUCAGUCAUUCUCAUUGCUUCCAUCACUCUGUUCUCUUCUUUUCUUCUAUGCAACACUUAUCGCCAUCCCCAUCCUGAACAUGGCCCAAAUAGGAGUGCUUCCUACCUUGAUGUUGUCCAUCUGCAUUUAGGAAUAAGUAAUGGGCGGCUCAGUGGUCUUCUUGUGAAUAUAAGUUUGUAUGGUUUUGCAAUCGCCUUCGUCAUUACAACAGCUAUCAGCUUAAGAACAAUACAACAUUCAUUUUGUUACCACAACGAAGGGAGUGAAGCAUCAUGUGAAUUUGCAGAUGCAUAUUACAUGCUGCUUUUUGGCGUUAUCCAAAUUAUUCUCUCACAGAUACCCAACUUCCAUAACAUUGAAUGGUUGUCGGUUGUUGCUGCAAUUAUGUCCUUUACUUAUUCUUUCAUAGGAAUGGGGCUUUCCAUUGCACAAAUCAUAGACAAAGGACAUGCUGAGGGUAGCAUUGGAGGAAUCAGUACCUCCAGUGGAACUGAAAAGUUAUGGCUGGUUUCUCAAGCACUUGGUGACAUAUCAUUCUCAUUUCCGUUCUCAACAAUUAUUAUGGAAAUACAGGAUACUUUGAAAUCACCUCCACCUGAAAACCAAACCAUGAAGAAGGCCUCAGUAAUUGCGGUCACUGUCACAACAUUUAUGUACCUCAGUUGUGGAGGUGCUGGAUAUGCUGCCUUUGGUGAUAAUACACCAGGAAACCUUUUAACAGGGUUUGAAUCCUCUAAGUCGUCUUACUGGCUUGUGAACUUUGCUAACGUUUGUAUAGUGGUUCACCUAGUUGGUUCAUAUCAGGUGUAUAGCCAGCCACUUUUUGCCACUGUUGAGAGUUGGUUCCGUUUUAAUUUCCCGGAUAGUGAAUUUAUGAAUCACACAUAUAUCUUGAAACUCCCGUUGCUACCAGCCUUUGAACUUAAUUUUCUCAGCCUGACUUUCAGAACUGCUUAUGUUGCAUCCACAGUUGUGAUUGCAAUGGUCUUUCCCUACUUCAACCAGAUUUUGGGGGUUCUGGGUAGCAUGAUUUUUUGGCCAUUGACCAUAUAUUUUCCUGUGGAAAUAUAUUUGAAUCAAUCCUCUACUGUACCAUGGACGACUAAGUGGGUCCUGCUUCGAACUUUCAGCAUUGUUGGCUUUGUUUUUGGAUUGUUCACUCUCACUGGAUGUAUUAAAGGAAUAGUAGCUCAAAAAAUUGGCUGAGAAGCUUUCAGACCUAUCCAGGUAUUGGGGCUAAGAAAGUAGUUUCUUUUGUACUUUGAAGGCCCCAAAAUGAUUCAUUCACACAGUUAGUGUCUUGGAACCAUGAAAUGAAGAUUGGACAACUUGUACUUUUUUUUCUCUCGGUAAAUUAGACUUGAAACAUGUAUUUGAGAUCUGAACUGUCCUGUCUUUAUUCAUCAACAAUGCAUUGACUGUAAAAUGCAAAGAGUAGAGAGGACUGCACUGAAUCUGGUUGGACAAUAAACAUGCAGAUUCUCUGAUAUUUUCAAAAUUGGUCACCUUUUGGUAUAAAAAAAUAAUAAUGUUAGGAACGUUGAUGAAUGCAAACGUUGCAGUUCAGGAA